This is a messenger RNA of Epithele typhae, 2049 nucleotides long. RefSeq lists its product as uncharacterized. NCBI's taxonomy places the organism in Eukaryota, Fungi, Basidiomycota, Agaricomycetes, Polyporales, Epitheliaceae. The record is from RefSeq and is a predicted model, not a curated record. The coding region runs from base 1 to 2049 and encodes 682 amino acids. The transcript is spliced from 3 exons.
AUGAGGUUCCUAAGGUGUGUCACAGCCUUUCUGUAUGCGAUUCAACCGUCCUCAACUCCCUGCAGGCAGGUGGAAGAGCUGCAAAGUGAAGCGGAAAGGCUGUACACAGGCCCAAAUUGGCGUCGAUACAUCUAUCGCGCACGCGAUGCUGAGACGCUGAAGGACAUGAAAGAAAAAGUGGUUCAGAUCACCAGGUUUUUCCAGGCGAGCAGGCUUUCUCGCCCGCUCAGCGCCGAGAUGGACCAGCUUAUUGAAGGGAUGAGGAGGGUGGAGGACAAGUUUGGAAACGUAACGUCGACGGUAGAGGUGCGUGUCUCGACAACGGCCCUCGGAAGCGACGACGUACUCGAGAAGCUACUGCGAGCCGAUGCUGGAUAUCGUGCCUCGACCAACAAUGCGAAAAGCAAGUUCCUUCCAGGUACUCGUCAAGAGCUGUUCGAGCAACUCUCCCAGUGGGUUCGCGGCGAAGGUGCGGACGUCGAGGGUCGGUUCAUCUGCCACUUGUCUGGCGUUGCGGGCGCAGGGAAGUCUACCAUCGCGCGCGAGUUCGCCGAACGCCAAGACUUUGACCAUGGACUCGCUGCGUCAUUCUUCUUCGCUCGCGACGUCGCGGACUGCUCCACCACCCGCCUUUUUUUCCCAACCCUCGCUUACCAAGUCGCUCGCUCUCAGGGUGAUAUUCACCCUUUCAUCGUCGACGCCGUCCAUACGUAUCUUGCACGCGGCCACAGUCAACAGAUGAAAUACGAAGCGGAGGCCCUCUUGACCACGCCAUUGUCACUCGUCGACCCCUCGCAUCGUCCCAUCGUAUUCGUCGUCGACGCCCUCGACGAAUGCGUCGAGCCCGUGGACCGCUCUCUCCCCAGUCUCUUGGUCAAGCUCCUCGUCGACUGUGCGCAGCACGCACGCUUUCCCGUCAAGAUUUUGUUCACGAGUCGUCCCUUGGAUGCCGUCGAAAGAGCUAUAUAUGCCAGUAUCGACUCUCCGCAGGACAAGAUCUACUCCCUCGACCUCAAUAACCAGUCCCCUGCAUCCCUGCUUAAGGACGUCAAGCUGUUCCUUAAAGACCGGCUGGCGAACAGCAUUCCAGGCCACAAUAUGCUGAGGAACCGCAGCGACCUCGUCGAUCGUUUGGCCGAGCGCUCUGAGGGUCUCAUGGUCUACGCAGACACGGCGGUCAAUUAUCUUGGUGAAUACCCCGAGGACGUGGAAGACCGCGCAGAGUACUAUCUCCUCUUCAACCCCAAGCGAUGUGAACUGGUCGGGCCUCUGAACGACCUCUACCUCGAGGCGCUCGAGAUUGCGUUCCCAAGACACUGGCUGGAGAUCGAGGAGCCGCUGCGGGAUCGUGUGCAGACGAUGCUCGGGACCAUCGCGCUCCUGAAGGACUGCCUCUCGCCGAACGACCUCGAAAGGCUGCUGUCUAUUCCCACGAAAACAUCCGUAUCCGUUCUCCGCCGCCUUCGCUCCGUCGUCGUGUUCGACCGCAACGACCUCGACGCGGCGUUCCGCCCCAUCCACGUCACCUUCUCCCAGUUCCUCGUCGACAUCCACCCAAAGUACAACAAGGGUCCGUACCUCGUGAACACGGUGCGCGAGCACGGACGCAUCGCCGCCGGGUGCCUCGACACCCUCGUGUCUUCCCUGCGCCGGAACUCGCUCCGUGUAGCGUCCAGGGCGGCGCGGUCGGGCGUCUCAGACGUGGAGAGGCGGGUGGCGGCCGAGAUCCCGAAACACGUGCGGUACGCGUGUCUGCACUGGGCGGGCCACCUCGCGCAGUCGGACCAGGACUCGAAGGACGCCUACGCGGCGCUGGACAAGUUCGCGAAGUCGGCGCUGCUGCGGUGGGUGGAGACGACGGCGUGGAUGGGCCGGAUGGACGCGGUGACGGUGUCGCUGGACAGGGUUGUUGCGUGGCAGGUAUGUCUUUGGUUUUUUUUUUUUCGUGCUUCGGAGGCUGAUUGCGGCCUGCUCUACAGAAGGCCAGUCCUGCACGGAGGGUAUUGGAGAGCGUGCGGGUGUGGGUUGGAGAGCACCUUUAUACAUUGA